Messenger RNA from Psylliodes chrysocephalus, 1027 nucleotides. Lineage: Eukaryota; Metazoa; Arthropoda; Insecta; Coleoptera; Chrysomelidae. The record is from the annotation of a GenBank genome assembly.
UGUGACACUAGACAAUGACAGCUGACAAAGUGACAACUGACAAAGAAAAUGUUGAUAAUCAUUCAUCAUCGCCUAAUUUUCUGAGUUUUUGCAGCUUCAUUAUCUCGAGUUGAAAUUGAAUUGUGAAUGUGAAACCGAAGUGGUAAAUAAGAUUAUAGUCAGCAUCAACAAUGUCUAAAGUAAACGAAGUAGCUGAUUUAUAUAAACAGUUAAAAUCCGAAUGGAACACAAAAAAUCCCAAUUUAAGCAAAUGUGAGAAGUUUCUGUCACAGUUGAAGCUUGAAUUGACACAUUUGAUGUUUUUACCGACAUCUACAGCUACAGCAACCAAGCAAGAACUUCUUUUAGCCAGAGAUGUGUUAGAGAUUGGAGUUCAAUGGAGUAUAGCUGCAAAUGAUAUAACGGCUUUUGAAAGAUAUAUGGCUCAACUAAAAUGCUAUUAUUUUGAUUACAAUAACCAACUUCCAGAAUCUGCAUUUAAAUAUCAAUUAUUGGGUUUAAAUUUGCUGUUUUUGUUGUCCCAAAAUAGAGUAGCUGAAUUUCAUACAGAAUUGGAGUUGUUGCCAUCUGAUCAUAUUCAGAAUGAUGUUUAUAUAAGGCAUCCAUUGUCUAUUGAGCAAUAUUUAAUGGAGGGAAGUUAUAAUAAAAUAUUUCUUGCGAAAGGCAAUGUACCUGCAGCUAACUACAACUUUUUCAUGGACAUAUUGCUGGAUACCAUAAGAGUUGAAAUUGCAGAUUGCUUGUCAGUGGCUUAUGAAAAGAUAUCAGUGAAGGAUAUUGCUAGAAUGCUGUACCUGCCUAAUGAAGAGGCAGCGAAGAAUUUCGCCAAAAAGGCUUUCCAAAAUAAGGCUUGGAAAUUAAACAAUGAAUUUUUCCAUUUUAUUCCUGAAGAAAAAACUCAUGAACCGAUUCCUUCCAAAGAAUUGGCACAGCAAGCAAUAGAAUAUGCCAAGGAACUUGAAAUGAUUGUUUAAGAGAUACUUUGAUUUAUAUAUUUGCUUUAAGAAUUAAAUUAUAUCUAGAAAAA